Messenger RNA from Hibiscus syriacus, 985 nucleotides. Its product is annotated as proteasome subunit beta type-6-like. The coding region runs from base 160 to 867 and encodes 235 amino acids. Gene Ontology annotation, molecular function: threonine-type endopeptidase activity. The transcript has 8 exons. NCBI's taxonomy places the organism in Eukaryota, Viridiplantae, Streptophyta, Magnoliopsida, Malvales, Malvaceae. Gene Ontology annotation, cellular component: proteasome core complex. The record is from RefSeq and is a predicted model, not a curated record.
GGUCCGGCAAGGUCAGGUGAGUUUUAUAUAUAUUCCGUCCGUCGCUUGUGGUAUUGUUGACGAAAGGUCUUAAUAACUAUUUGAAGCAGAACCAGAGCAGAGUUUGGAUUAAAAUUUAGGGUUUUGGGGAAGACACGGGCAAAGGAAAAUAAGAACCAAAUGGAUCUGAAUAUGGACUUGAACUCCCCUCACUCCAUGGGCACGACCAUCAUCGGAGUCACCUACGAAGGCGGUGUCGUCCUCGGCGCCGACUCUCGCACCAGCACCGGGAUGUAUGUUGCUAAUCGGGCAUCUGACAAAAUUACACAGCUUACUGAUAACGUCUACGUUUGCCGCUCUGGAUCUGCUGCUGAUUCCCAGAUUGUUUCCGACUAUGUCCGCUACUUCCUUCACCAACAUACGAUUCAGCUUGGGCAACCUGCAACUGUAAAAGUCGCUGCAAACCUUAUCAGGCUACUAUCUUACAAUAACAAGAACAUGCUUCAGACUGGUCUUAUCGUUGGUGGAUGGGAUAAGUAUGAAGGUGGUAAAAUAUAUGGAAUUCCUCUUGGUGGAACACUGGUUGAGCAGCCUUUUACUAUUGGAGGAUCUGGCUCCAGUUACCUUUAUGGGUUUUUUGAUCAGGCAUGGAAGGAAGGAAUGACAAAGGAUGAAGCUGAGCAAUUAGUCGUUAAGGCAGUUUCCCUGGCCAUUGCUCGUGACGGUGCUAGUGGGGGAGUUGUUCGCACUGUGGUGAUCAAUUCUGAAGGAGUGACGAGGAACUUCUACCCAGGUGACAAACUGCAGCUGUGGCAUGAUGAGUUGGAGCCACAGAAUUCGUUGCUGGAUAUUCUGAAUUCUCCCAGCCCCGAACCCAUGAAUAUUUGAGCAAGGCCAAGGGGGCUCAUCUUUUAGGUACUUUUCAGCUUCAGCAUUACAUUUGUACUCAUUUCAGACGUUUUGAACGAUGUGCAUGUAGCUUGAAUGGGAUUCAGUUUCGCUUUAA